Molecule: messenger RNA, 1110 nt
Organism: Benincasa hispida (wax gourd)
Lineage: Eukaryota; Viridiplantae; Streptophyta; Magnoliopsida; Cucurbitales; Cucurbitaceae
Product: GDSL esterase/lipase At2g40250-like
Molecular function (GO): hydrolase activity, acting on ester bonds
Source: RefSeq, a predicted model, not a curated record
AUGUCACAUAGAAAUGCCGUCGUUUUGGCCCUCUCCAUAACUAUUCUAUUCCAAAUCCCCUUCCCAGCCACAGCUCCAUGGCCGUCACCGUCACCGUCAUCGCCACCGUCAUCUCAAAUUCGAGCGAUAUUCGCCUUUGGAGACUCCACAGUCGAUCCAGGAAACAACAACCACAUCGCCACGCUCCUCCGCGCCGACCACCUCCCGUACGGCCGAGCCUUACCAGACCACGUGGCCUCCGGCCGAUUCUCCGAUGGAAAAUUAACCACCGAUUACAUAUCCUCCACCCUCGGACUCUACGACCUCUUGCCAGCGUACCUAGACUCGUCUCUCACCGACAUCGACCUACUCGGCGGAGUGAGCUUUGGGUCGGCCGGGACCGGGCUGGACGAAGUGACGGCGAAUUUGUCGAAUGUUUUGGACUUAGAGAGUCAAUUGAAUUACUUUGAGGAAGCGAUGGUGAGGAUUAAGAAGAUGGUGGGGGAAAGAAAGGGAGAAGAAAUGGUGAAGAAAGGUUUGUUUGUGAUUAGUGUGGGGACGAAUGAUUUGUUGUAUAAUCUUUAUAUGUUGCCGACGAGAAUGCUGCAGUUUUCUGUUUCUGGCUACCAUGAUUUCUUGCUUCAAAAGCUUCGAUCCGUCGUUCAGAGGCUUUACAAGAAAGGAGCAAGAAAGAUGGUAGUGGUGGGAGUUCCACCAAUUGGGUGUCUUCCAUUGCAAGUGACAAUGGGAAGCUUAAUUCCAAGUGAUCACAUGAUGCAGCGCCUUUGCAACAAGAAGCAAAACAAUGACUGCCAAGCUUACAACAAGAAGCUCAAAGCUCUUACCUUUAAGCUUCAAGCAAGCUUGGUGGGAGCUAAAGUGGUGUAUCUUGAUGUUUAUGGCCCUAUCAUGGACAUGGUAGCUAAUCCUUCUAAAUAUGGUUUUGAGGAAACAAGUAAAGGGUGCUGUGGAAGUGGGUUAAUGGAGAUGGGUCCAAUGUGCAAUUUUCUAUCUCCCAUAUGUUAUGAUGCUUCUAAAUUCAUAUUCUGGGAUGCUGUUCAUCUUACACAAGCUGCUUAUUCCAUUCUUGCCAAUCAAUCUGCAGCCACCUUACUCCCCCACUUUUCUUAA